Postia placenta MAD-698-R-SB12 is the source of this 3729-nucleotide messenger RNA. RefSeq lists its product as hypothetical. Bases 1 to 3729 code for a protein of 1242 amino acids. Lineage: Eukaryota; Fungi; Basidiomycota; Agaricomycetes; Polyporales; Adustoporiaceae. The record is from RefSeq and is a predicted model, not a curated record. The transcript has 17 exons.
AUGUCAGGGAAGACAAUCAGCAAUGGCACCCUUAGCUUGCGGUUCAUGCAAAAUGCUCAAAGGGCCAAGAUGCAAGCACAAGUAGAACUGGAACAAGCCAAAAUACAGGACGAUGCGCAAUGGGAAGUCUCGGGGGAAUUGAGAGAGGCUUGGGGCAUUGGCACGAGCUCACAACGAGACCGUUCCUUGAGGGAGCGCAUUGUGCACGAAACUUCAUAUCUACCGUUCCUGUUUGAAGCCGACUCAGCUGGCCCCUCGUCAGGAGAGGUCUCACUGAAUGCGGCUCGUCUGCGAGGACGGCGAGUGUUCAACGGGCGCGGCCAGGAGAUUAUCCAAACCGAGAAAAUCCCAGAUGUGGAUGAGGGAAAGCCAUCCGCAGAAGACGAGGGCGGUCCGAGGGGCUCUCGGAAACCCCAGACACGUCCGGUCUCGAUCUCAGGGUUCAAGGCGCCCAUUUCCAUAGCGAAGAAAGACGGCAAGAAGGUCCGGACGAAGACGGCGCAAAUGCUCAUACGCGAGGACCCUCUCGCGUCUAUGCCGCCAUUCCCCAGGCCUCCUGCCGCCGCCAGCAGCGGCUUCAUGAAGCCGGCAGGUAUUGACGAGCCGGCGUCCAAGGGCGGCAACUCCGCCACACAGAAGCGUGGCAGGGAGCAGGAUCCGAGCGUGGACCCGUCGGAUGCUCAAGGCAAAAAGAGGAAGAAAAAGAAGGCGGAAGUGCUGCUCACACCUCACACGACUCACCGCAUCUGGAAGUUCUGUCCGCCGGCCGCACAAAACGUGGAGGCUAGCAAUGGCCAGCUGUUGCCGGCUGUCUAUUCAGCGCCACAAAGAGUAUGCCCGUCGCGAGAAAUCGCCCCAGCUGUUGCUCUUCACACAUCCAGCUUCCUCAAAGAGGGCGCAGCCAUCCUGCUACUUGGCGUACACCGCGUCCUGACUCAGCUGCACUGUAUAUUGGGAUGCGGUUGUGAAAGGGAGCGCUGGGACAAAUAUGCGCAAGGGGCGGCGGUGGUCGACCCGUGUCAAAUAUCAAUUGCUCCCGCGAACUGUGGCGAUCUCUGUACGAUGGCAGACACAGCGGCCGCGAUUGCCCUAUGCGCCCAGCCUUCGGGAAAUCGACAUCCGGUGACCAUCUCUGACGAAGUCAUUUCUCGACGCACACAAGCGCCCCGCUACCCCCUCGCAGCUCCCCCGACAAGUCCCUCGCACUCCGCGCUCGCACAUGCGUUUAGCGUUUAUCAGAUGCAGCAGCGCGAACCACCGGCAUCUAUCGCACCAGGGCUUCGCCUUCUCCGAGUCAGAAGCGACGCGCCCGGACCCACCUCCCCUCUAUUGCCCAGGAAGCCCACGCUCGUGCUCCAGGUCUCUCCAUCGGUGCCUGUGGCUGGUCUAGUCGCUGGAAGGCCCGCGCGGAAGCUCCUGUAUGGAUAUGGAUAUCGGCGGCGCGGCCACAGCACACCGCACACAGCGUGUCGUAAGUGCUCCGUCCUCGUCGUGCAUGUGAUGGGGGGCGCGGCGGAUGCUGGGCUCCAUGAUGUUGAUAUCGGCGCUGCGAUCAUGCGUCAUGCGCGGAUCGCUCGCGGGCCCUUGUGCAGAUGUGGCACAGAUGCAGCCUGUGAUGGCGAUGCGCGGGGAGCCAAGGCGCGCGUGUACGUGGCGCCAGCAGUCGGCGAGCGCGACACGCGCAAGACCCCCACUCGCGGACGCCGCGCACAGUGCAAGGAAGGAAGGCCCCGGGGGCGCGCGCGCAGCGUCCCUUGGCAGAUCGCACACCGCGCACUCGCACUGACAGAGAUGGGGCAUGAUAUAUAUCGUGUACCCACAACCUUGCCGUCAAUCUUCCCUUCCGCGGGAGGGCCCCCCGAGCGCGACUGUCGCAGCCCAGAAGCCAGCAGCCAGAAGACAGAGGACACGGCCCUAGGCGCAGGGCAGGACGCCGCGCUCGUCCGUGUUCGUGCAUCGAGGCGCCUGCCGGACGCUGGACGUGGAACGCUGAACGCGAACGCUAGCCCUGCCGCCACGGGAACCGCGAGGGCCGCUAUCGCAGCAGGCUUGCUUAACAUCCGGGUGGGGGUGUCGCCCAACGAGCCGUCUCCCCGCACCGCAGGCUCUUCUCUUCUGCUGCUGCCCGCCUCGCGCCCUUACCUGCGCGCAACGGGCAACGGCGAUGCGCUCCAUGGGAAUGGCUCCCGCGUACUCCUCCGGACGGACGCCACCGGAUGCUUUACGCAGCGACGGGAGGGGCGUCCUCGCGGCUUCGUCUUCCCCACGCAAGACCCGUCAGAGGUCGCCGCAGCGAGCAAUCCAUGGUCUGCAGUCUGCACAGUCCCGCGCGGGCCAUCGUGCGGCCGGGCGAUACAGCGCAGACCGGGAUGUCCUGGACACGCACACGUAUUUGUGGCCCCACACGAGCCGCUGGCCGUCACCCGCCAGCGUCGGCACGCCGCGGCGAACACCGAUCUGGCAGAGACUGGCGGACUGUCACCGAUGCGUGCGGUAAGUGGCUGCCAGAUUAGCGGGCGCCAAGCGCGGGCAGGCGCCAGGACAGACUCCGACCUCGGUCAGGGCGACGAGGCGAGUGUUCAGAUUUGCACGGCGGGCGCUAUGCGUGUGCCGACUGCUGACGGCCGCCAUGCUAUGCGUGGAGAUGGCUCGGACGGCGGAGCCUCGGUGACGUCGCCUCGCCUCGCCUCGCGGCGCGAAGCCCAGAAGGGAGGCGCACCACCGCAUCGGGCGGGGCGUGCGCACACGGAUGUGCAGGCACGCGGGCUGCCAUCGUCCGUCCCAGAAAGGCAGGGGAGGGGCACCCGAGGUCGAAGCGGCCCGACAAAGGCAUGGGCCCGGGGACCAGUGGCGCGGCGGCGACCUCGAGAGCACGAGCACGAGCGAUGUAUACAUAGCACUGGACGGCCCCAGGCCAUGACACAAUAUUGGCCUGCUGCCAGCGGCACCGAGCCAAGAAGCGCAGACGCGACGUGCGGCCCAUCACAGAUCGGAGGGAGAAACAGAGGGGGCGCGGGGGACCGUGGACGCGGAGUGCGCAGGACGGAUGUCGGCGCGAUCUCGCGGGAGACGGGCAGGCGGGCCUGGAGCAGAAGCCCGCGCAACAGGGCCCGCUGUGAAGCAGACACAGACAUAAGGGGAGGCAGCGUCCGCGCAUCGGACAGCAGCGCGACGCAGGACACUGGGGCCGGGCGCAGUUGCACCGAUCGGAUUCAGAGCUUCUGCGCUAGCCCAGUGCAGCGGUUCUGCCAACGCUAUUCCGACGGGCUGCAGCAGGCCCGUGACCCGACGAGACGGGACGGCCGGAUGCUCGAUGCACCAAGCGAAUUUGCGGCCUUGAGGGACGGUCGCGAGCGCACGGAUCCCCAGGGAAGAGACACCGCGGCAGCCACGGGAAGCGCUGCAGCCGCCAAGGGGGCGUCACGCCACCGGACGGUCGCCGAUCGUCUGAGAUGCACGACGGGGCGAUAUAGACACCGCGUCGAACGGUGGAACGCGUCCUGCGCCGCGGACCGAAGGCGGUUCCUGGGAAUGGAGGGCGGUGGCAGUUGCGGGGGCUGCGUCGAGGUCGCGGGCGCGGUCCAGGCGAUCUCGCGCCCGCCAUCGCCAGUGCGGCGGGGAGCGGCGGCAGCGGCAGCGCUAGCGCGAGGACGAGGACGCCGGUCGAUCCCCGGCAGAACGGAGUGGCGCGAGGGCGAGUGGCCGGGGAGAGUAGCCGGGCACACGUAA